AUGCCGAAUGGAAAUAUAGAUACUCAUUUGAAAGCCUUAGUAUUAUUAGGAAUUUCCGCAAAGACCAUUGGCUCCGAGCACCGUGACACAAAUAGAACAGCCACUAUAUUGUGGGAUGUUCAUUCAUUUUCCCAGAAACAACUAUUUAAUUCGUCUGGUGCGGAAUUGGCCAGAUCUUUACGCGCGCCGUCACAGUUUCAAUGCAAUCACAGUUUCACCGCGGUGUUGGCAGAGACUUCUUUAUUGUUACAGUCUUCAAAACUUCCUUCAGUCGCUACCCGUAAUAAAAAACAGCCUAUUCCUUUAGUUUCUGCUACAAGAUCUGUGAUUAAGCAGGAACUACCAGAGUGCAUUCGCCAGGCUAAAAGGCUUUAUUCGCUACCAUUUAUAACCAUAGAGGAUGCAAAGGACGUGUUGAAGCAAAGUCCAUCGUUACAGCACUGUAAUGUCGAGGAUAUAAUAUCACGAGUAUCAGCUUAUUGUUCUUUACCUCCAACAGUAUCGAAUUUUAGUCGGAUUUUAGACCGAAGAUCUUACGUAACCAGUAGUAGUGCAUAUCGAAUUACUAGUUAUCGAAGACUGCCGCAAUUAGAGGCGGAAGCAAAUGCGUAUCCGAACGAUGCCGCAAAACAAGCUGAAUUCUACAAGGAGUCAUUGCGAGCAAAUAAUCCUCAUGCAGUCAUAAGCAGGUUUGAGCGCGGAAAGUAUGCUGAAGAUGAAGAAUGCUUCCAAGCGUAUGUGACUGCGCUGGCUCGAACAGAUCAAGCUGACAAGAUACUACCAAAAUUUCUCCAGAAACUCGAGCGAGCGAACGCGGUUGGAGGCAAUAAAACAAUCUCUGCGCCCGAUUUAGUUCAGUCCAUAGUUAAUGGACAAGGAAAGAAGAUCACAGUAAGUAACGGCGUUACCUCUACCACAUCUGGUGCUAAAGACAAUCCGAUAUAUGUAGUUGUUGAAGAAGCCCGCGGAUAUAUGUUUUGGCGCGCACUCCGGUGGAUGGGCAUUACAUUCACGUACGCUUUCUGCAUCCUUACUUUCCUGAGCCUUGCUCUCGAAAACUCCGGCUUAUUGAAAACAGGCGCAUCUCAAUCAGAAUACGAGCCAUCUUCUCAACAGGUGGUCAAAUUCUCCGAUGUUCAUGGUGUUGACGAGGCAAAAGAGGAGCUUGAAGAACUGGUUGAGUUUUUAAAAGACCCUUCAAAAUUUACUCAUUUGGGUGGAAGAUUGCCAAAGGGUGUGUUGCUGACAGGACCGCCUGGUACAGGAAAGACGCUGCUUGCGAGAGCAGUUGCUGGAGAAGCUGGAGUACCGUUCUUCUUCAUGUCUGGGUCAGAGUUUGAUGAAAUGUAUGUCGGUGUCGGCGCUCGACGAGUUCGUGAACUGUUUGCCGCUGCGAAGCGAAAGGCACCCAGUAUAGUCUUUAUUGAUGAGCUAGAUGCCAUAGGCUCAAAGCGAAACCCUAAAGACCAGAUAUACAUGAAACAAACUUUAAAUCAACUUCUGGUGGAUCUGGAUGGAUUUUCACAAACAGAAGGGGUGAUCUUUAUUGCAGCGACGAACUUUCCCGAAUUACUUGAUAAAGCUCUUGUUCGCCCGGGACGCUUUGACAGACACGUUGCAGUACCUUUACCUGACGUACGAGGACGUAUGCAGAUAAUACGACAUCAUUUGAAGAACGUGCAAGUUGGAAGUGAUGUGGAUAUCAGCGUUAUAGCAAGAGGCACUCCGGGAUUCUCGGGCGCAGACUUGGCCAACCUCGUCAACCACGCCGCUAUACAAGCAUCGCGUGAUGGUUGUCGGGAGGUAUCAAUGAAACAUAUGGAGUUUGCCAAAGAUAAGAUCCUCAUGGGAGCUGAACGAAGGUCAGCCUAUAUAACGGAAGAAAGCAAAAAAGUGACUGCUUAUCAUGAGGGCGGGCAUGCUCUUGUUGCAUUAUAUACUCCCGGAGCCAUGCCUUUGCAUAAAGCAACGAUAAUGCCACGGGGAGCUUCUUUGGGAAUGACGAUACAAUUACCAGAAAUGGAUAAAGACUCAUUCACAAAGAAAGAAUAUCUCGCCCAGCUCGAUGUUUGCAUGGGCGGAAGAGUGGCUGAAGAGUUAGUGUACGGGAAAGACAACGUGACAUCGGGUGCACAUAAUGAUAUUGUGCAGGCUACAAAGAUAGCCAAACAAAUGGUUACUCAAUUUGGUAUGAGUGAUAAGGUUGGUCCUGUUGCUCAUCAAGAUGAAGACAUGUACCAACUUAGCGCCCAGACAAAACUUGUAAUCGAAAGCGAGAUAAGGUCACUGGUAGAGAGUGCCCAACAACGUGCAGCAAACGUCCUUAAAACGCACAAAGACGAACUUCAACGCUUAGCCGAGGCUUUGGUAAUUCACGAGACGCUCACUCAGGAAGAAAUUGAGCUCGCCAUUAAAGGAAAAUGA
Messenger RNA from Paraglomus brasilianum, 2424 nucleotides. The record is from the annotation of a GenBank genome assembly. Lineage: Eukaryota; Fungi; Glomeromycota; Glomeromycetes; Paraglomerales; Paraglomeraceae.